Molecule: messenger RNA, 995 nt
Organism: Cuscuta campestris
Lineage: Eukaryota; Viridiplantae; Streptophyta; Magnoliopsida; Solanales; Convolvulaceae
Source: the annotation of a GenBank genome assembly
AUAGAAAAGUGAAACUCCUUUUUGAUUUUCGGGAGAAAAAAAAAGAGGAAGAAGAAAGAAGAGAACCACCCGGCACCCGCCUCCUGAAUUUUCCUCCAAAUUCCCAGCAAUCGUUUCCAAAAGUUUUUUUCCAUAUUAAAACGAUAUACAGAGUAGAAAGGGAAUCGAUGGAGGAGGGUGGUUCGACUGGAGAAGAACCCGCGAGCUGGGACGAUCUCUACAGUGUCAAUUUGAUGCCUUCUGAGUUUUUCUUCAAGUUCAGGAAAGAAGUCGAAGGCUUUCGUGUUGGCCUCAAUCUGGAGUUCUACAAUGCUCCAAGCAAUGAGUUUCUGCCAAAACUGGUUUUGAAGCCUUUAUCUCCUGACCGGAGAUGGAAAUUCAUAUACGAGCCUUUGCAUCAUGAAGUCCGAGUUCUUUCAACAAAGAUCCCUCUCACCAAGUUCUUGAAUCUUUAGGUAGGAGUUGGCCAUAGCUUUCAGUCUCAUGCAAUUGGCUGGAAAUGGAGGCUUAGUUCUUGCUUCGGCGGCGAUGGCAUGUCUAGGAUUCGGAAUAAGACAUUGCUUGGCCUGUGCCCGGGUGUGGAUUUUCGGUUCGGGUGGAAAGCUGAUUAUGCUCUUCCAGAAAUUACCGGGGGUUUAGGUACUGAGGAACCGUUGUUCAACUUGAAUUCUGGACGGUUGCAAGCAUCACUUGAUAGAGUUGAAGCCAUUUUUACCCACUGAAGAAUGUUGUUUUGGCAUCGUUUUUUGCUAUUGCCAACAAAACACCUUCAAGUAAAGGCUUACUUGAUAGAGAAGCUCACAAUCUUCUUUAGUGUUUGUGCCCCCCCCCACCCCCGACAAGAACACACUUUGGUAAAAUUUCAUAUUCAAUUUUAGGACAACAAUUUUAUUUUGAGUACCUAUUUGGUAGCACUCUUUUUAUGUAAAUCAGAUUAGUCAUUUUUCCUUCGAAUUUCAAAAUACGGGUCCUCAAAAUAAAAUCGUUGGAAUGAA